Messenger RNA from Galdieria sulphuraria, 1499 nucleotides. Its product is annotated as alpha-1,6-mannosyltransferase. Gene Ontology annotation, cellular component: endoplasmic reticulum membrane. Gene Ontology annotation, biological process: protein N-linked glycosylation. Lineage: Eukaryota; Rhodophyta; Bangiophyceae; Galdieriales; Galdieriaceae. Gene Ontology annotation, molecular function: alpha-1,6-mannosyltransferase activity. The transcript is spliced from 5 exons. The coding region runs from base 33 to 1454 and encodes 473 amino acids. The record is from RefSeq and is a predicted model, not a curated record.
ACUGAGCCAAAACAUUCAACGAUUCCUAAGCCAUGUGGCAAUUCUUACAGACUGGUCUCCUAUGGAAAUGUUUGUUAUUCUUGUUGAGUUUUGCGUAUCUCUAUUGGGUACCUUUUACAAAGGUCGAGGAAAGUUUUAAUAUUCAAGCAACUUUUGACUUGAUAUUCCAUCCUCUUCAACUAUCCUCCUAUGAUCACUUUGUCUUUCCUGGUGUGGUAAGUACUCUUGCAACACAAUACAGCAGUGCUUUGUUAAUAUCCAUCCCUUUGAUACCCUUGCAACGCAUCUUUGAGUGGUCUCCCUUGACCUGUUUGUUUGUUGUUCGUGCCACUUUAUUGUUGUUGCUUCUCUCUACUAUCUUACUAUUGGAAAGAGCAACUUGUCAUCGUUAUGGGAGGGCAGUUGGAAAUUGGUUUCUCUUGAUAACUUGUUCUCAAUUUCAUAUCUUAUUCUAUGGUUCACGAUUAUUACCCAACACUUUUGCACUAGUGUUUUCUAAUCUUUUCCUUUCUCUUUUUCUGGAAGGACACUGGAAUAUAUCCUUUUUCAUUCUAUCUUUUACUUGUGUCGUAUUUCGCUUUGAACUUGUAUUAUUGUUAGCUGUUUCCUUUCUCAUUGUACUUGGCCAUCAUCAUAGACAAGUGUCGAAAAGUGUUAUUCGAUAUGGUUUUUGGGGUUCCAUCGUUGGAACACUACUUUCAGUUAGUAUCGAUUCUUUAUUUUGGAAACGAUUCUGUUUUCCAGAAUUCGAAGCUUUUUAUUUCAAUGCCAUUCAAGGACAUUCUAAACAAUGGGGUGUAUUUCCUUUCUAUUGGUAUUUUACUCAUGCCAUACCCAAGUUGUUGAUGGGAGCUUUGGGUGGUUUAUCUAUAGGUUGGAUAUUGGAUAGAAGAACUUGGUCACUUUAUAUCAUUUCCUUUGGUUAUGUUGUUCUUUAUUCAUGUUUGGGACACAAAGAAGUUCGAUUUAUUUUCUAUGUCGUUCCAUUGUGGAAUAUUUGUUCUGCAGUUGGCAUGGAAUCCUUACGUAAGACAAGUAACAAAUAUCGACUUGCUAUCUUUUUUUAUAGAGGAUUAUGUUUCAUGUUGAUGCUUUCGUUGAUCGUUUCUCUCUUUUGGGUGUGGAUUUCUUCUCAUAAUUAUCCUGGUGCUAAAGCCUUACAGACUCUACAUCACAUGCAGGAAGGAUCAGUUCAUAUAGACCCAGCAGCAGCUAUGACAGGCAUUUCAAGAUAUCUACAACAACCAUCAGGAAAUUGGAAAUAUUCUCGUCAAGAACAUAUCGAUGACUUCACCUCAUUCGAUUAUCUUAUCACGGAAAAGAGUUUUGUGGAAAAUUUUACAAUGAUUCGUUCUAUCUUUGCGUUUUCUCAAAUGGAUUGGAAACAUAUCCAACCCAUUUUUCAAACCAAAAUAUUUAUACACGUUGCAAAUAGUUCAUUGACUUCCUUAUAAUAGAGGCAAAUAGAAUGGAUUGCAAAUAAACUUUAUCAGUUACCA